CUUCCACCGCCGAGUUUGGUUUCGGCGCGCUGGGGACUAUACAUGCACCAGCGGUGGUCGCUAAUUUAUCUACACUGUGCGUCUUCUGCGAGGAGCGGAAAGAAUUGCGUGCAGGACGUCUAAAGGCCUCAACUCUGCACAGCAGCAAAAUCUCUCCUUAGCGUGCGCGCCGUCGACGCGCAAGCAAUGGGUCUCGUCAAGACCUCCGCAGUGUUAGUCGCACUGUUCGCCGUCGGCGUCCAGUGGUUGGAUCAGUCCGGCCAGAGCGACGCGCUCGCGGGCGGAUUUUUCGCGAAGCCAGUCCACGCGGCGCGCCUGACGCGGUUCUACCUCCAGCACGCGCCGGACAAGGUCCACAGCGUCCCCGACGUCCUCGACCGCUACGCCGGCCGGGAACAGGAGCUCUACCGCAAGCUGGCUGCGAAAUACGAAGUUUCUCCGCAGUGGCGCGUCGACGCGCUGUCCGCCCUGCGGGCGGCGCUCGAGCUCGCGGCCCACCAGGCGUCGAUGACGUCGCCCUUCGCGGCCGAGGGGAUUCAGAGGCUGAAGAGCGAAUCGAAGGGCGCCAGAGCCUGGCGCGCCGGUCUUGUCAUCGCGGCGCUCGCGUUCCUGGCCGUGCCGCCGCCGGGGUCGCCGCGCGCGCGGCUGCGAGCGCUCUGCUACAUCGUACCGCUGGUCGCUGCUGCUUUCUACGGCCCGGCGCCGUCGGCAUUUUCCGUGAAGGCCGUGGCGGACGGCGUCGGCGACCUGAUGCGCCGCAACGACGCGACCGGAAGGCUGAGCCUCGUCGGCGCGGCGACGGCGUUUUGCGCUUGCCUCAGGCCUCGCGCCGCGCCGGUGCUCGCCUUGGGGGCCCUGGCCGCGCUCGCCGUCUCGAACCCGGCGCUCGAGGCCGGUAAAGUCGACGCCGGGCUCCUCGUCGACGCCGGCGUCGCGGCGAGCCGCGCGAGCGCCGCGUCGAUCCUCGCGGCGCAGCCGGGCCACCUCCGCCUCCACGACUUCUCGCUCGUGUCCGCGGUCGUGCACUCGCCCCAGGAGUCCUGGACGGGCCAGGUGCUCGCGGUGGGCGCCGCCGGCCGGUGGUACGCCCUGGGCACGAUGCGCACGGUGGGCGACAUGCUCGAGAUCCACGCCCACGCGUGCCCGCUGUACCUCGUGGCCGUGGGCCUGGCCUCCGUCGCGUGGGCGGCGCUGACGUACUUCGACGCGCCGCCGAGCGCGUUCGUCUGACCCGAGUACUAUGCCAGUCGAUGUGCCACGCUACAAUGGACGCGGGAUACUGCCUAUAGAUG
Molecule: messenger RNA, 1292 nt
Organism: Pelagomonas calceolata
Lineage: Eukaryota; Pelagophyceae; Pelagomonadales; Pelagomonadaceae
Source: the annotation of a GenBank genome assembly